AAACACUGUUCUAUCUGUUCUUUCUCUCAUUCUCAACAAUGUCCACUCCAGAGAAAGAGAGAGAAACUCAUGUUUACUUGACCAAACUCGCCGAACAAGCCGAGCGUUACGAAGAAAUGGUGGAGAGUAUGAAAAAAGUGGCGAAACUCAACUGCCAACUCACCGUGGAAGAGAGGAACCUACUUUCGGUGGGAUACAAGAACGUGAUCGGUGCACGGAGAGCUUCGUGGCGGAUCAUGUCUUCGAUCGAACAGAAAGAGGAAUCCAAAGGAAACGAAGAGAAUGUUAAGCUGAUCAAAGGGUACCGUCGAAAAGUAGAAGAAGAGCUUUCCAAUAUUUGCACUGACAUUUUGAGCAUCAUCGAUAAGCAUCUUAUCCCUUCUUCCUCCUCUGGUGAAGCCACUGUUUUUUACUACAAGAUGAAAGGUGAUUACUACCGGUAUGUUGCUGAGUUCAAGACAGAUCAAGAGAGGAAAGAAGCUGCUGAGCAGUCAUUGAAAGGUUAUGAGGCUGCUUCUGCUGCUGCAAACACUGAUCUUCCUUCAACUCAUCCGAUUCGUCUUGGCCUCGCCCUUAACUUCUCUGUGUUUUACUAUGAGAUAAUGAAUUCACCUGAGAGGGCAUGUCAUUUGGCUAAGCAAGCUUUUGAUGAAGCCAUUUCCGAGUUGGACACUUUGAGUGAGGAGUCAUAUAAGGAUAGCACCCUUAUUAUGCAGCUUCUAAGAGACAAUCUCACUCUCUGGACUUCUGAUUUGCCUGAAGAUGGAGGUGAAGACGGCGUAAAAGGUGAAGAUACUAUAUCCUCAGCAGCCAAAUCUGAGGCAAAAGCCGAGAAACAUUGAUGAAGAAAUUCUGGGGGCCUGAAUUGGGGGAGCAAAUUCAAUGUGUUUCCCGGUGCUCUUUGCCUAAAUUGGCUUCUUAUGAACCUUUCUUACAAGAGGAUUGGAUCAGCCAGUUUGGCCCAUUUUACAAUGCUAAACGAUCAUUUGCAGUACUACCAAAAACCAGAUGGUGAAAUUUGAUCAGUUGAUCCAAACCAUGUCUUAAAUUUCCACUUGUUUUCAUUUUUCCUCUACUUUUUGCUUUAAUUGAAUGUUCUCUAUCUAAUAUGAAGUUACUGGUUGAAAUUAUGGAU
Messenger RNA from Hibiscus syriacus, 1135 nucleotides. RefSeq names its product 14-3-3-like protein GF14 iota. Gene Ontology annotation, cellular component: cytoplasm. The record is from RefSeq and is a predicted model, not a curated record. The coding region runs from base 39 to 842 and encodes 267 amino acids. NCBI's taxonomy places the organism in Eukaryota, Viridiplantae, Streptophyta, Magnoliopsida, Malvales, Malvaceae. Gene Ontology annotation, biological process: signal transduction. The transcript is spliced from 7 exons.